Messenger RNA from Trametes versicolor FP-101664 SS1, 769 nucleotides. RefSeq lists its product as uncharacterized. The transcript has 3 exons. The record is from RefSeq and is a predicted model, not a curated record. Bases 78 to 593 code for a protein of 171 amino acids. NCBI's taxonomy places the organism in Eukaryota, Fungi, Basidiomycota, Agaricomycetes, Polyporales, Polyporaceae.
CCCAUUCACGCCCCGUCCGACUCCCUUACCUGUCCUGUCCUUUCGCCGUCGCACGCUUACGAUACCACCCGCUCGCCAUGUUCUCCACUAAGCUCACUACUCUCUUCGCGGCCCUCGCCGUCGCCGCCUCCGCGGUCUCUGCCGCGCCCGCCACCUUCUCAGGCGGCAAGGUCGACAUCGUGUUCCGCCCGCAGGUCACCGCGCCCACUGCGGGCGACGUGUGGCCCGCGGGGUCGACGCAGACGAUCACCUGGGACACCUCCGCUAUCCCAGCGGAGGCGCGCAACCAGACUGGGCUCAUCCUUCUCGGCUACGUCGAGGAGGGCGACGCGACUGGCAACGAGCACCUCGACACUGCGAACGCUCUUGCGUCGGGCUUCCCUAUCACCGCCGGUACCAUCGAGGUGUCAGUCCCCGCUGUGCCCCAGCGCAGCGACUACGUCGUCGUCCUCUUCGGCGACUCGGGCAACACCUCCCCGAAGUUCACCAUCACGAACUCGACCGCCGCCGCCGCCAGCAGCUCCGCCUCGUCCGCGCUCCCCAGCCUCCCCACCGACAUCGCCGACGUCAUCAUCCCCGGGCACAACUUGUAAGAGCGUAGCUGUGCUCCCUUUGUUCCUGCUUCUGCUGCUGCGACGGACGUAUAGCAUUACGACGACGCUAUUAUAGCACUGCUGAGGUACUUAGUCUUGGGUCGGGACAGUUUGCACGGAUUCUCCGAUACGCUACCGACUCACUCUUGUUGGACGUGAAAUACAUUCUUUUGUCG